Messenger RNA from Trematomus bernacchii (emerald rockcod), 2092 nucleotides. RefSeq names its product potassium channel tetramerization domain containing 10 (gene kctd10). Bases 87 to 1028 code for a protein of 313 amino acids. Gene Ontology annotation, biological process: negative regulation of Rho protein signal transduction; protein ubiquitination; protein homooligomerization. The transcript is spliced from 7 exons. Gene Ontology annotation, molecular function: ubiquitin-protein transferase activity; protein binding. Gene Ontology annotation, cellular component: Cul3-RING ubiquitin ligase complex. The record is from RefSeq and is a predicted model, not a curated record. NCBI's taxonomy places the organism in Eukaryota, Metazoa, Chordata, Actinopteri, Perciformes, Nototheniidae.
UAACUGCGCAGCGGCGGACCGGAAGGAAGUGGGUGUUAGCUGACUGACGUUAGCAAGCUACAGUUAUAAAGUCUGCUGCGGCUUCUAUGGAAGAGAUGUCAGGAGAGAGUGCGGUGAGCACGGCAGUGCCGGCAGCUUCAAACCGGACUACAUCCUUCAAAGGCUCCAGCCCGAGCUCGAAAUAUGUGAAGCUAAAUGUGGGUGGAGCACUGUACUACACUACAAUGCAGACACUAACCAAACAGGACACCAUGCUCAAAGCCAUGUUCAGCGGCAGGAUGGAGGUCCUCACAGACAGCGAAGGUUGGAUCUUGAUUGAUCGCUGCGGGAAACAUUUUGGAACAAUCCUUAACUACCUUAGAGACGGGGCCGUGCCUCUCCCAGACAGCCGGCGGGAGACCGAGGAGCUGCUCGCUGAGGCCAAGUAUUACCUCGUACAGGGCCUGGCUGAUGAAUGCACCGCGGCCUUGCAGAACAAAGAAAGUUAUGAACCCCUUUGUAAAGUGCCUCUAAUGACAUCAUCUAAGGAGGAGCAGAAGCUUAUUGCAACCUCGAAUAAGCCUACUGUCAAACUGCUGUAUAACCGAAGCAACAACAAAUAUUCAUAUACCAGCAAUUCUGAUGACAACAUGCUGAAAAAUAUUGAGCUGUUUGACAAGCUGUCUCUGCGGUUCAACGGCCGGGUGCUCUUCAUCAAAGAUGUGAUUGGGGAUGAGAUCUGUUGUUGGUCCUUUUAUGGUCAGGGGCGUAAGAUCGCUGAAGUGUGCUGUACCUCCAUUGUUUAUGCCACAGAAAAAAAGCAGACAAAGGUGGAGUUCCCUGAAGCACGAAUCUAUGAGGAGACCCUCAACAUCCUCCUGUAUGAGUCCCAUGAUGGGAGGGGUCCAGACAAUGCCCUGCUGGAGGCCACAGGGGGCGCUGCAGGACGAUCUCAUCAUCUGGAUGAGGACGAUGAGCGAGAUCGAAUCGAGCGAGUUCGUAGGAUUCAUAUCAAACGACCGGACGACCGCACACACCACCACCAGUGACCUUCCUCCUUCCACCCGUCAGCUGUGUCUCUGACCUGGACAGCCUUUGCACCACGCUUGUGCCUUACAUCACCCAGCGCCCUUUCUGUAUCACUUCCACUCUUCUCUUAUUUUAGCAGCUUUUACUCCAGGAGACUCCUUUGAGAUGCGUGUUAUCCAACCAUGUGUGCUGAUGAAGUGAUUUUGUGUUUGUUUGUGUGUCAUCUUCAUUGUCUGACCGGCUGUAUGAAGUGUUUUGUUCUCUGUUUGUUAGUCAUGAUAACUUUUCUCACGGUUUUAUUUUAGUUUGCAGAACCCAUUACACAUGGGUAUUUGCAUCAGGUAUCCAGUUUUAAAUGAUAGUGGAAACAAGAGAUAUUGUAUUGUUGGUAUACAUCUGUUAUUGGAGGUCCUCAUUAGAUCCAAAAGAACAAGAAUUAUAUCAUGUAAGCAACUCAAGAUAAAUGUACUUUUUUUCCCUCUUACCAUGGUUCUGACCGGUCCACUGUAAGAUCACCAGUGGAUUUACCAGGUGGUGUUCACAUUGUAGCCACAUGGUGGCAAUAUUUUACUCUUGAAAACUCCUAAAAAUGUUACCAAGGCUAGUAUGUAGCCUGCAGAUAAUGGCGAUUACAUUUUAAAAUUGUAAUGUUUUGAUAAAUGUAAGAUAUCACAGGUGGAUGCAACAUUUCACUGUAUUGCUUCUGUCACAUUUAGUAUUAACAUGUAUGCAUUUUCCCUUCACUCCACUAAAUGAUGAUUAUGUUCAGUGGAGGAACCUGAGCUGUGACCUUAGGUGUUAAAUGUACUGGGGUGAAUGAUGGAUGCUGAGGUUGAGCUGAAUGACUGUAAUCGGAGAUCUCCCUGGCAGGAAGGGAAUCCUGUCUACACGCUUUUAACAGGGAGCGAAAUUAGACCUGUCCUUCAUCGCCGCAUUCAUCAGAGAAUGUACUGUUUCCACACAAUCAGUUUUAGUUGAAAUAUGUCUAGCAAUCACAGUACUCGUAGGUCUGUUGUACAGAAGUGAACAUAUAUGUAUGUUUUAUAUUUAUACAUACUUUAUCACAAAUAAAUUUCUACAAACA